GACAACUAUGAGGAUCUUACCCGUAUGAUCGCUGAACUAGGUCUUUCUGAUGUCGAGAGAUUGCAGAGCCUAUAUGAUCACAGAGAGCGUCGAGGAAAGGGGCCCUCUGAUCGUGAAGUCGCUUUCAUAUUAUUGAUGCAGAAUGCCCGAGAACUUGCGGAGUUUAAUGCUGAUCUGGCACUCGCCCAGCGACUU
This is a messenger RNA of Suillus plorans, 195 nucleotides long. RefSeq lists its product as uncharacterized. The annotation marks the transcript as partial. The record is from RefSeq and is a predicted model, not a curated record. The transcript has a single exon. NCBI's taxonomy places the organism in Eukaryota, Fungi, Basidiomycota, Agaricomycetes, Boletales, Suillaceae.